This is a messenger RNA of Ceratina calcarata, 1887 nucleotides long. Its product is annotated as rap guanine nucleotide exchange factor. Bases 1227 to 1871 code for a protein of 214 amino acids. The transcript has 5 exons. Lineage: Eukaryota; Metazoa; Arthropoda; Insecta; Hymenoptera; Apidae. The record is from RefSeq and is a predicted model, not a curated record.
CGCGGUGCGCGUUUCAGGGCUGAAAGAAUCAUCCCGUCGUCGCGUUUCCGUUUACUCCGGGGGCUGUGAAUUCGCAUUUUUUUUUUUACUCGUCGUUUAUACCUCGUAACAUCCACGUGCCCGUGCCCCACGGUCUCGUCUCUCGUGCGCGGUCCUUUUUACUUGGUGCGUGAUUUAAACCCCGUUGUUGAUGUUGUUGUGGAGAAGUGCAAUCAUCUGUGGAUUACCCUGGCAGCUGCACAGGUUUUAUACACGUAAUAUUUCGUGCGCGACAUCCGUGAACCAGCCUUCUGUGUGAUCGAUCGUCGUUUUCUCAGAUUAUAUUUAUAAUACCGCAGUAUAUCGGAGAGGAGGCAAGAGGGAUGAGUCCCGUGAUUUUAACCCUCGGCUUAACUGGCGCACGUUAGAUGAAUCUUUUCGAGCCGAGAAAGCCUAGAUCAAAUUGUUGUCAUCGGCGUAUCUGUAUAAACGGACCGAUUACGCGGAGCACAGAGAUUUCUUUAUACACGAGAAGUUGUACGUCGCGGCGUCAGUCGAUUUCUUUAUAACGUCGCGACUCGGAUUUUAUCAUCUCGUCCCCCCUGCUUGUUAUCACCCGUGCAAACGGUCGAAAUUGAUAAGAGGAGAAAGGGGACAGAACGACGCGACACCCCGACGACGCGACGCUUCUCUUCCGUUUAACGAGCAACGCUGGAUACAGAUUAGUCACGUAAUAAAAUCGUGUCGGAGAGGAUUUUAUCACACACGACGUACAUUUGGGAUAUAUCAAAAAGAUGCUGAUAUUAAAUUCGUUCAAAACGACCAUUUUUACUGACUCGGAAAAAAGCGGAGUGAAAUACCCGAGGGAAGGAAACUCUGGGAAAGUUGCGGUGAGUCGAUAAUCGACGCGAGGAAACUUUCUGGCAAGAGCGACCGAUCAAAACCCGGUUCACGGGACGGUUCUAUAAAAACCCGAGAGGAGUCUGACACGCUGUAAAGAAAAUUCGAAUUCCUCCGGGCAGACGUGGUUCCAACUCCGCGAGAACGCUAGGCCUAUUAAACGCACACCGAACAGUGAAAUCUUUUUAAUUGAAAUAAAGACAAAGAGACAGUGAAGUGAUGUCGCCAACGGGUGUGUCUAGGACUGAGUAAAAAUCCAGUGGUACGAUAAAAAAGGAAAUGGAGGCGAACUCGGAACUGUCCGAGUCCUGCACCGAAGGGUGAAGAAAAAGGAACUGAGAGAAAGGAUGCACAAACAUACGAACCAAUUGCGCGGUCCCGGAAACGGGCACCACGUUGCUAAUCGAGGUCCUGUCAGACGGUGGAACAGCUUCCACGGCGGUGGCAGCGCCGGAGCGAGUAAUUUCAACGACACCGUCGGAAAUGGCAAUCUGCCUUCGGGCGUGAUCAGCCGAGCCUCCCAGGAGCCGUUCAGGGCCGUGCCGAAGGUCGUUCAGGCCCUCAGAAGCGAAUCCGUCGACAGGAGUUAUCGUGCCCAACCACCACCGCCUCCUGCCUUCCCCAGGAGACGGUUCUCCGUCUGCUUCGGCAAGCGGACGGGUGGCAGCGCAAGGAGACCGAACGAGUGCUUCGUCCUCGAGCCAUCCGAGAUGAUCGUCGAAGGAGAAAUAACGGACUGCGUGUGUGUUAUACGGAGAGAGGCAAGAAAUCGACACGGCCAAUUUCUCUUUUUCCAACCAGCGUGUCCCACAUUCGAGGAAAACGACUCGCUACGUACACUUCGACUUAAAAAGAAGCUUCUUCAAUUCGAAAUACGAUUGAUAUUAAUAAAUGUUUCUUAUCUGUUCACGCAAUUUCUUCUUCGUGUCGAAAGUCAAUUAUUUCUCGAGACAGUAAGAAAGCUUCUUUCUAAAGAAUUCUUAACAAUAUGAAUAAUUUAAAUGAUUG